AUGCCGACCGCGACCGCCCCAUUUUCUUACGCCCAAGCUGCAAAGGGCCAAAAGUUUCGACCCCAGGAUAUUACUCUCAAGAAUUCCCCUGACGGCGACGUCCCCGAGCCUGCUGCUCUCCCUACCGACGCCCGCCCAGACGGCUUCCAAGCCAUUCAGGAAGCUAAAAUGAACAGCAUUGCCGCUGCGACGGCACCCAGCGUUUCCGAUGCCAGUUGCACAACGCAAAAUGAUACCGCCCCUUCGUUGGGAACCUCGUCCGGUGACUCUAGGCGAGACGAUGAUACCAGCUCCGAGCUUUCGGCUCAGCGAAGCGUAAAGGGUGCUAGAUCUCAGGGACCCGGUCGACGACCGACCCAAUCGCGACCCACAUCUUCCGGCGCGGAUAACAAGAGAAAUAGGAGAGAGAAGAAGUCGAAAACCGCCACAAAUGGCGCAGACUCAAGUGACAAGGCAUCCUCGGAAGAGGCCGAGACCGUCAAGGAAACUCCUCCCCCAAGACGCGAUGCCCAAAUGGCAAAGGUUCAGCAGACUGGCAACGCUCAGCCCGUGAAACCCUCUGCUCCGCCAGAAAGCCUCGAGCGAGAACUCUACAGGCAGCGCCCCCAACCCAGAAAGGGUGGUGAUGGCGAGGCUGCGCGCAAGAACGGCUUCACCAAGAAUGAUGCCCGCCGCGCCACGGAUGCCACUCCCAGUGACGAUGUUGCCUCGUGGCCCACUCCCAACACAGUGUCUAAGGAGGAGAAGCGCAAGUCUAUUGACAAAGCUAUCGACUUCGAGAAGGUUGAAAAGCCUACUCUUUCCGACGACCCCGCUGGCCUGAAGGCGAAGCAGAAUGGCAAGAAGGACUGGGUCAAGAUGGAUUUUGUCCCCACUGUCAACUUCCAAACCCCUCUUCCACAGCACAAGGGUGCCCGCCCCAGGGGCGGUGCCCGCGGUGGGCGAGAGGGAACCACCCGAGGCGGACACGCUGCCAGCGCCACGAAAGAUGGCGAGAAGGGUAGCUCCGGUGCUCCCGCGGCCACCGCGAAGGCUAACGGUGAGACUCGCGAGGCUGCUCGAGAAGGCCCUACCCAUCCCCGAGGUAGCUCCGUUCCUCCCAUGCCCACGAAGCGUGGAUCUGUCGAUGCACCCACCACACGCGAGCAACGCAAACACUCGGUCCCCGGCACAAACAAAUCCAAGGAUCAGUCAUCCAACGAGCACGGUCGCGAGAAACACGACACACGAGGCGAGCGCACCCGAGGAGGUCCCCGAAACCGUGGCAAUUACCAUGGAUCCUCGUCUCAACUUAACUCGCAGCAUUCCUCAUUCAACGGCUAUCCUUCGAAUGGGGCUGUUCGCCAAAACCCCUAUAGCCCUCCUGUGCGUCAGAAUCAAUUCAACCAGUCCUUUGGGCCCUCCGCAACCCGGGGUGGCCGCGGUGGUCGUGGCGGCUCCGGUCCGUCACGCGGCGCUGCGUCAUCCAACAACGGGCCUGGUAGGCAUGCCCAGCCUGCUGUCGUGAGCUACGACCACACUUUCCACGGCGCAUCGGUCAUGAGCUACCCCCAAACCCCUCCCCAAACCUUUUACGUCGAUCCUUACCUGGUCUCCGCACUCUCCACCCAGCUGAGCUGGUACUUUUCCAUCCAGAACCUUUGCCGUGACAUUUUCUUGCGUAAGAACAUGGAUUCGCAAGGUUUCGCCCCUCUGUCGCUUGUCGCGGGCUUCAAUCGGCUAGUUGUUGGCACGGAGGACGGAAUCGAGCGUCUCCGAACCGUCAACAACCCCAUACACUGGGUCCUCCCUAUGUCCGAGAGGAAUGAGGCUGCUCAAAAUGAUGGCCCGGUGAACUUUUUCCACCCUGGCCAACAACAGUAUCCUGUUCACCCCAACAUGGUUCCCGGCAACUUCCAUCCAAACGGCCCGGCGAUGAAUCACUACGGAGCCUUUGGCGAAGUCAAGGCGAGCCCCAAGGGCAGCAUCGCCACUAGUCGCGAUACGGUUUUGAAGCCUACCGUGGCUGAGUUCUCGCCCCGCGCCGGCGCUGGAGAUGGCUCUUUUGCUGGCUCUGAUAGCGCAGCCCACACGCCUAACGAAAAGUCGGAAGAGGAAGCCAACAUCAGGCCUCAGGACGCUUCCAACGCCAACGUUGCCGCUCAAGAAUCCUAG
Molecule: messenger RNA, 2154 nt
Organism: Parascedosporium putredinis
Lineage: Eukaryota; Fungi; Ascomycota; Sordariomycetes; Microascales; Microascaceae
Source: the annotation of a GenBank genome assembly